AAUCAAUUUACGUAAAGUGGGGUUACCCACACAGCACUAGUUUCUUCCACGCACUCAAGUCCGCAAACUGUGAGCCGCAUCGUGCAAAGCUGGCCGGUGUAGCGCGGCCCUGGCCAGGAUGUUUUUCAAUUCGAAAAACUCAUCCGACUCGCGGUCCUCCAGCGGCAAAUGGGAUCCCGAAUUCUCUUUAGAGUCUGUGCGCAAAUCAAAACGCCGACCGACCCUCUCCGCCCCCUUCGGCUCUGCGUCUCUGACCCUCCCCGGGUCUCUGCCAGUAUCCAAUACCGACCCUAUUUCAAUUGCACCGAAAAUCUGCUACGCCGAGGAACGCGCAGGGGGUUUGCGAUGGUCGGCUUUCCGCAGCUACGUCAAGCGCACCCUGGCCGCGCCCGCCGAAGCCUCCAGCACGCUCGUCUCCGAGACCGAGCUCUCCCGCGUCAUUUCCGUCCCUUGGAAAAGCAAUCUCGCGGAUGCCGAUGUCGAGGGAAAGGACGAGGUAGACGAGGUGAUCGUCGACCGGAAUUGGGCGGAUUGCUCUGAAUCGGAGUCAAUCCUGGAUACGGGAGACGCUGCGAGCAGCCGAAAGGAUGCCUCUGUUGGGGAUGUAGAGGCGCAGCGGGACCCUGAAAGUGCUGCUACGGCGCCAUCGAUGCUGGUUCGGCUUUUGUCCCGGUUCAAGCAGUUUUACAUGCCGCGGUUCAGCGACGCGGAGGAGGAGCGUGUUUAUCAGCGUGAGAUGUGGGGGCAGUCUAAGCGGGCGUCUCUGUGGGCUUCGGUGUUCUUUAUUGCCAGUGCCGUGUCGGCCGUUGUGCACAUCGAGAGUCCGGUCGUCCUGUCCGACAAGAUAUUUUACUAUGGAAUCGGCCCCGCCAUGUCGGUCCCCAUCAUCUUCUUUUGCGCGUACGAUUUUCCGUACAACCGUUCGUUUUUCUUCCAAGUGUUUCUUGCUGUUUCCAUCUGGAUCUGGCCGAUCUAUGAAACAUUAUACGCCUACCUGUGUGGCGCGUAUACCCAGGGCGUGACCGACCCGGAUAGCCACGCUUUCAUAUGCGGCAGCAAAAACUUUUUGUCGACGUUUUACUACACAUCGGCGCUCCAAGCUGCCGCCCUCUUUGGCACGAACUUGAAACGUUUGCCCGCCAGCAUCGGAGCAUUGCUUUUUUUGGUAACGUCAGUUGCGCAGCCUUAUCCUGUGCAUUGGUGGUCCCGAUUCAGCGCGAAUAUCUCCGCAGUGCGUGGUGUCGCGCCCAUCCGUGGAUCAACUGAAGCUGCUGCAGAUGUCUUCAAUUUCCUUAUCUUCGAGUUUAUUUUGCUUUAUAUGCAUUACCAGAAAGAGCAGUCUUCGCGGCGACUGUUCCGGCUGCGGAUGCAACUGGAAUCGCAGUUCGAGCAGACGAGAAAAGCGCAAUUGAACGAACGACAAGCGUCGAGCUCGAAGCGCCGACUGACAUCGUAUGUCUUCCAUGAUAAGUUUUUGACCACAGGUCCGAGUUCCGCUGAACACGGCUUGUGCGUUCGUCUCUGGUGCUGUUACGUAAACUCACGGGCCGUUUCAGUGUUGGCGGUGCAGAACAUGGCUGGACGCCCGAUCGCUCAGGACCAGGAACUUGAGUUUACGGCUCUUGAGGGUAGUCUCAGCAUGAUGUCGAAAGUUUUGAACGAUGUGCUGGAUUUCAAUCGCAUGGAAAGUGGACGAUUAGAGUCUCUGUCUCGACCCUAUGCAUUUCACAAGGUCCUGCGUUCGCUAUUUAUACCAUUAAAACUCGCUACCGACGCAAGGAACCUGGAGCUUGUGACCGAUCUCGACAUGCGCAUUGAUGAGGUCGCUCGACGAGCUGCUUACUUGCACAUGGAUGUGCCGCCAGCGCAGAUUGCUGAACAUCUGCAACAGCAGCCGAGUGGUCCUGACGCCGUCGGAGUUGUGGUUGGAGACGAAAGUCGACUGCGACAGAUCGUUACGAAUCUCGCUAGCAAUGCAUGCAAGUUCACGCCAUCAGGAGGCACGUUGACGAUCAGAACCCGGCUUGUUAUUCCCGCCUUUCCCAACCUGCCAUCCUCGUCAUCCCCGACGGGAUCUUCGACGGCGUCUGCUGUGACAUUGCAGAACGAGGCAGCUGCAGCUGCACCCCCUGAGCGGAUCGUUGUGCGCAUCGAAGUGUCGGACACGGGCAGUGGGAUCCCACCGCAGGACAUGGUUGCCUGCAAGUUAUUCUCUGCCUUCAAUCAGACUGAGCAAGGUCGCCAGCAAGGAGGCAAAGGGACCGGCCUCGGUCUUGCGCUUGUCCGCCAGAUCGUCAAGCUCAGCGGAGGACGACUCGGUCUGCAGUCCAAAGUCGGUGUUGGCAGCACAUUCUGGGUCGAACUUCCUCUUGGCGUUGGGUCGCAAGCGAUGGCUAUGGCGCCAGAGACGCCUUCGAGUGUUGCUGAUUCGCCACCGGUGUUUACCGCCAUCAGUGCCGCUGAGGCCAUCGAUGCUGCCACGCGACUUGCUUCUCAGACGCCGAUGAUCUCGUCCCGGUCUUCGUCAGCGCUGCAUGGGUUGAUGGACCAAGGCGAGUCGACUUCCCACUCCCCAGUUCCCACUCGGACGAUCGGGGAUACGCUCACCACGGUCACGGAUUAUUCUGUUCCGUCCUCGCCGUCGUACACGGGACCCCUCGCGCUGGAUGACGAGAGCCGCCCGGCAGACAAGGAGGCCGAGCCAGCGUCGAAGCCACCACCACCGCCCCAGCGGCGCCCGACGCACGUCAAACUUCCCAGUACAGGUCUCGGCGGACUGAGCGCCGGGAAGGACCCAUCUGCGCUGACCGGGCUGCCGGGACUGAGCGCGCGGACGCCGCCAGCGGGGCUGAACGUCUUGGUAGUGGAUGACGACGGGAUGACUCGCGCGAUGAUGUCGCGCUUGCUGGAGCGCCUGGGCUGUAUCGUCGUCACCGCCGAGAACGGCGAAGUCGCUCUGGGCCGCAUUUUGAGUGCCGAUGCGCCGGCCGAGAACGCCGAGACCCGGUUCGCUGUGGUGUUCUUGGACAAUCAAAUGCCCAAAAUGUCGGGUGUGAAGCUGGUCUCGCAUCUGCGAUCGUUGGGACGAUCCGAUUUUGUGGUUGGAGUCACAGGCAACGCUCUCUUGACUGACCAGCAGGAAUAUCUGGAGGCUGGCGCAGAUCAUGUACUCACCAAACCUGUCCGAGAGGCCAGUCUGAAGGAGAUGCUGGCACUCGCCGAUGCGCGACGCCGAGCAGGCGGCGAUCGCAUUUCAUAGCGCUGGGCGCAGCUCAAGACGGCGAUUCUUUGAGCUGCAGAGGGGGCAGGGGGAGGCGACGAACUUUGAUAACAUCAUCUAUCUCUAGGGUCUGCUAAUCAUCUGUACCAAUUUGCAUCAGUAUGCAUGUAGCUGUCAUAUCGUACUGCGCCGGCCGAAACUCGACCUGUGCUUCGGGUGACGGGGAUGCAGCUUGCUGUGAAGCUCGGCGGCGGUCUGCCGUCGCGCUCGCGUGGAUCAAACGACAGAACUGUGCGGUUGUUUGAGAGACACACUUGUUGAUGGAGAGUGGAAGAGCGAACGAUAUUGCCGGCGGGCGGCCGAGAUCGGACUGUGGUCUCCAAUAAUAGUCCCUCCCAAGAUCAUGACGUCCGCGUCAGACCCAUCUAUAUAUAGCAGCAAGACACAAUCAGGCCAGGCGCUCGAGUACAGCCAUCUUCUCGGACAAUCUCAUCGACUGGUGGGGGGUGGUGCCUUUUCGACGACACACGGCCGAACCUCGUCGAGGCACAUGACACUUGUCACUCUUCUCCCAACUCAGUCGUUCUGAUCCUGCGCUGUCGUUCGUUCCCAUGGGGCAACGCGUAAUCCCCGCCGUCACAAAGCUUCCCCCUGCUUCCCCCCUGCGAUAAUAAAAGGGCAGCCGGGAUCUGGGAUCGGACGCACCCCGCACCCCUCGCCACGCCCCGCUAUGCUUGCAAUCAUCGCGCACCUGUUGGCCGCCGGGAUCUUGUGUUUGUCUGUGGCUGGGCACGCGUCUAAGCCGGGGCCCGAUCCGUGCCUCGAGCAGCAGGCCGAGCAGCUAUUGAGCGAUCGGCUGUGGCAGACGAAUCUGCGCGGUCCGCGGUGGACGGGGAACGACAACCACAACACGCUCGUCGCGCUGGUCUCGUCGUCGAUGACGCGGGCGGGACUGCAAGUGGACAUGCUCAACUACACGCUGUAUCGCUGGGAUCCGCGCUGGUGGUCUCUGAGCCUGAAGCUGAAGAACGGGCAGACGCUGGGCCUGCCGACGACGGGAUACUGGCCGUACUCAGGCGACUCGGGGAUCGAGGGUGUGACGGGGCCGCUGCACGACGUGGGCUCGUUCGCGCUCUUCGCGAACCAGUCCGCGGACGUCGCGAGCCUCGACUUUAGCGGCCUGCCGCAGGGGAGCGUCGUGUACUUUGACAACCCGAGUCCGACGCGUAACUACUCCGAGCCCGGGUACGGUGUCCUCGGGUCCUCGGUCCCGACGAAGAAUAUCCCAGAGCUGGGCAACCUGAGGAACCCGCACUGGCAGUCCGCGAAGACGCUCAAUUUCACGGCGGUCAAAGCGCAGGGCGUCGCGGCCGUGAUCACGUCCUGGGUGAACAUCUCCGACGCGAACGGCGCGCUGCAGUUUCUGCCCAACGCGGGCGCCCCCGGCGACGGCGCGCUCUACGACGUCCCGGCGCUCUUUGUGGGCGAGGCGACGGGGGCGCGGAUCCGGACGCUGUUGGCGCAGGGCCAGGUCGAGUCGGCGACGGUGGUCCUCGACGCUCCCAGCUUGAAUGCGCCGACGCAGACCGUCAUCGCGCAUCUCGCGGGCACAGCUGGAACGAACGACACGCUGAUUCUAUACACUCACAGCGAUGGGCCCUCGAUCAUCGAAGAGAACGGCCCGAUCCUUCUACUGGCCAUCGCCGAGUACUUUGCCGCGCACCCGCUGCAUAUCAACAUCGAUUUCGUCAUCACCACGGGCCACAUGUCGGGUGGGCACCUGAACGAGUCGGCGUGGAUGGGCGAGCGGCCGGACCUCCUGCAGAACGCCAAGGCCGCCAUCGUGUGUGAGCAUUUCGGCGCACUCGAGUGGAAGGACAACUUUGCGCAUGGCACGCCGGUCUAUGAGCCCACGGGCAAACACGAACCGAUGUGGACCAUGGUCAACUCGUCGAGUGCCAGUGAAUCGAUGCAUCAGCAAUAUCUCAGCGCGUUCAAAGGCACCCCGGACUCGCUGAGGAUGGCGAUGGUGGCCCCGCAGGUCGUAGACGGCGUCCGCUCGUUCUGGUACGGCGCAGGAGGCAGCAGCGUGCUGGGGUACUCGAACAUCCCCACCGUCGGUAUCAUUCCGCAGCCAGACUAUCUCUGGGCGCAGAUGGUCGACGGCGGAUGGAGCAGACUCGAUGUGAAAAUGGCGGUCACUCAGAUCAACGUAAUCCUGAGAGUCAUCGCGGGGCUCGAUGCCAAGUUUGUUGCGAAGGAGCUUUGAGUAUAUUUUGUCUAAUUGAAUGAUUUUCAUAAUCUCGUUCGGUUUCUCUUUCGGAAUCGACUUUGAGAAGGUCACCGUCAAAGCAUUAUCCCGAAUUCGAGGCUUCAGUCGAAGAACAGAGACGGGGUUCGAGGUGCUCCCCAACUUGGUCCUCACGUCUGCGUCUCCUGGGACUACAUGGAUCACAUGAUCGCGUUAACAGGGAUCCCGUGACCUCGUAUUCAAUUUCACUGUGGCCUGAUAGUACUUACUUACUACCAACUCAUAUCUGGUCUUCAUGCGCCCAGAAAAGCCCAG
Molecule: messenger RNA, 5786 nt
Organism: Mycena citricolor
Lineage: Eukaryota; Fungi; Basidiomycota; Agaricomycetes; Agaricales; Mycenaceae
Source: the annotation of a GenBank genome assembly